AUGGACUUGCCAUCUUACAGAGCCUUUGAAGAGCUAAAGCUAUUCCAUUCAAUCGAUCGCACAAUAUACGUUCGACUGCUGGGUUUACGUUUUGAUCCUAACCAAUCUAAGCUUGUCAUAGCCUUUUGGUAUUUUCUGGACACACAAACUCACUACAAGUUUAUGGCGGCCACGUUAGCCUUACAUGACUCGGACCUGUAUGCUUUAGCAUGCGAGUCGAUUAUGUGCUUACACUAUCUGCGCUCAAAUUACACUGAUCCUCUGGCGUCGGAGGAAAUUGAUAGUCAGUUUCGAACACUGUGUCUUCUUCUACUUACCAAAAAUAUUCCACUCGAGUUUGUGUUUGAGAACAAGGAGAAGGCCCGGGAAGAGAUGAGGAGAUUUAUCGACCAUGUCUUCGACAGAGCUUUUUGGGAUAUAAUUAUAGUCCCAUCAUAUCCAUAUUUGGGUCAUAUACCCAGUGGUUUCCAGCAAACCAAUUUGUUGAAUGGUCCAAUGACUCCAAUAUUACAACAAGGGUUUCAGCAUAAUUAUUUACUUCAUCAGCAGGGUCAUAAUAUUUUUGAGGCUCAACCUCCUCUAUUACCACCCCAAGAAGCAUAUGAUGAUGUGCCUGAUCAGUAUCAACCUAAUGUUGACAACAAUGAUAGAACCUUAUCCUUGACAUUCUCAAAGGGUCAUCCUGUUUCAAAAGAAGAACUCAAAAGCUAUUUAAACAGCUUCAACAAUAUCUGGAUUAACUAUUUUAACUCAUCACGUAUAUGCACGAAAUUUGGAGAUUGUAUAGAGUCAGUCUUUAUGAAGAAGCCUGUUCAUCCAAUUGACCAAUCAUUGUUUGCUCAAGUUGUUGUUAAGUCUGCGUCAGACGCUACAAGACUUCUUGAUAAACCGGACCAUGAAGGCAAAGUCAAAUUCUCAGUUAAUGGGAAAGAUGUUAAAGCCAGGCGAUAUAAGCCAUGUCAGAAUAAGCAGGGACGGAACCAGUCACAAGACUCGAACGGCUCUAGCAGCCAACCCCAACAAAACAACCCGGAACGGCUAUGGACAAGAUAA
Malus domestica (apple) is the source of this 1053-nucleotide messenger RNA. RefSeq lists its product as uncharacterized. The record is from RefSeq and is a predicted model, not a curated record. NCBI's taxonomy places the organism in Eukaryota, Viridiplantae, Streptophyta, Magnoliopsida, Rosales, Rosaceae.